This is a messenger RNA of Mycena citricolor, 474 nucleotides long. The record is from the annotation of a GenBank genome assembly. NCBI's taxonomy places the organism in Eukaryota, Fungi, Basidiomycota, Agaricomycetes, Agaricales, Mycenaceae.
CACUCGCUGAGACUCUGUCUCUAUAGGUGAUCGCUACUGGUCGUAUCUCCACUGCGCGGUAUUGUCUGCAACAAUGGGAUGGCACAAGAAGUGGAUGCAAAAUGGAGCAACCAACUGGAGAAACCAUAUAUAUGGUGCUGAUGAUAGAGGUGCUGGCUCACAUUGAAGUCUCUGAAUUCAUUCCAAAUUGAGUGCUGUGAGGGAGGAUGAGAUAUGAGAAUCUGUCUCACAAUGUGCGAGGGAAGAUGAGAGUGCUGCAAGGGAGGAUGAGACAGAGCUAUCUGUAAUGCAAUGCAUUAUGUGGGGACAGUCAUUUAACUCAGGUAGAAUUAGGAGUUCAAUUAAGGAGACGGUCUGUCCACUCACUGCACAAUCACUUUGGGAACGCGACAUCAUGGUGCAACUUGGUGUGAUGUUUAUAAGCAGACAGUAAAAUCAAAGAAACUGAUAUAUAUAGGUUUCAGACUAGAGCGC